Messenger RNA from Meloidogyne enterolobii, 754 nucleotides. The record is from the annotation of a GenBank genome assembly. NCBI's taxonomy places the organism in Eukaryota, Metazoa, Nematoda, Chromadorea, Rhabditida, Meloidogynidae.
UUAUUUUGAUAAAAUGGCUGACGAUGAAUCCAAAAAAACUGACAAUUCCAAUAAGCAAGUUGAAAAAGCUGUUAAUACUCCUCAGAAGGAAACAAGAAAACGGGAGGCUGACAUUGAUUUGUUAGAAGGAAGUUCUACCGGCAAAAGGGCAAAGCGUGUCUCGGAAGAAUCACCAGGAAGGAAAAAUGCAAAAAUAUUACUUUCUCAACAAGAAGAUGGACAUUGCCCACAGUGUGGAAGUUUUGCUUCAAAUUGGUCGGUACAUUGUAGGACAAAUCAUCGUGAAUUUGUUGAUUAUGGAGGGGAUUUUGUUGUUGCUCAUAGACAUGAGGUAUAUCAGUUUAUUUCGCAAUGCUUGCAAAAGUUGGGUGCUUCCGAACAUCAUUCUUCUGUAUUGGCAAAGUAUUUGACUUUUUGUGAUACUUUUGGAUAUUCAAGCGAGGGUUUGCAAAAGCUCAACUAUUAUGUGGACAUGUUAAUUGCUGACAAGUUUUCAGCUUUUGGUGAACCUCAAGUUUUGGAGGAAACCGGAUAUUCAUUUAAAAUUGAUUGUUCUGGAAUUUUGGGCCCAUUAGCAGCAGAUUUCUGUGCAAGCAAGGCGUUAAGUUUCGAUAUAGGCAAGGAGCCAAAAGCGGUUAUGGGAAUUGUGAAUGCUGAGUUCUCAAGUGAAUUUCCGUGUGUUCCUGAACUUAUGGAUUUUUGUGCGGAUUCUCUUUACAGAUCAACUAAAAAUGUGAGCGAUAAAAGACCUUAA